AUGGAAAAGCGGGAAUAUCGAUCCCGGUAUCUUUACGAUGUGUGCGCGGGGCCCUCCCCCGGCUCCAGGGGCAAUAAUUCCAUUCGCUUCCCGCUCAUUAGGGCCGGAGUUAAUUGGCUGAGAGGAAUUCCCAGCUGGAUCCGCUCCCGGUGGUCCCGGCGGCAGCAUUCCCGGAUUUCCCGGAGUGCCGGGAAUAAAGCUCGGGAAGUGCUGGUGCCAGUCCCGGUACCAGUGCCGGUGCAGUACCGGUGCCGUGCCGGUGCCGGUGCCAGUGCCGGUUCCAGCGGCCGUGCCAUCCCUUUCAGGAUCGACGUGCACCGCAAGGAGAACGCGGGUGCGGCGGAAAAGGCCAUCAGCAUCCACUCCACGCCCGAGGGCUGCUCGGCCGCGUGCCGGAUGAUCCUGGACAUCAUGCACAAGGAGGCCAAGGACACCAAGACGGCAGACGAGGUCCCCCUGAAAAUCCUGGCCCACAAUAACUUUGUGGGGCGCCUGAUCGGCAAAGAGGGCCGGAACCUCAAGAAGGUGGAGCAGGACACGGAGACCAAGAUCACCAUUUCCUCGCUGCAGGAGCUGACCCUGUACAACCCCGAGCGCACCAUCACGGUGAAGGGCUCCCCCGAGAGCUGCUGCCGCGCCGAGCAGGAGAUCAUGAGGAAAGUGCGCGAGGCCUACGAGAACGACGUGGCCGCCAUGAGCUUGCAAUCCCACCUCAUUCCCGGACUGAACCUGGCCGCCGUCGGGCUCUUCCCGGCCUCCUCCUCCUCGGCGGUGCCGCCGCCCCCGAGCAGCAUCUCCGGGGCCGCUCCCUACAGCUCCUUCCUGGUGAACGAGCUGCAGAACCUGACGGCCGCCGAGGUUGUGGUGCCGCGGGAGCAGAGCCCGGACGAGAACGAGCAGGUGAUCGUCAAAAUCAUCGGGCACUUCUACGCCAGCCAGAUGGCUCAGCGCAAGAUCCGGGACAUCCUGGCGCAGGUGAAGCAGCAGCAGCAGAAGGGCCAGAGCCAAUCCCGGAGGAAAUAGGGAACCCCCGGAUCCCAAAUCCCGGGAAAAACCAGGACACGGCGCAGCCAGGCCGGGCUCCGAGUGCCGGGGAAUCAGCAACUGCAGGGAGACAGGGAUCGGGAAUGAGCUGGGAUCGGGAAUCACUUCCACAGGGAUCGGGAAUGAGCUGGGAUCGGGAAUCACUUCCACAGGGAUCGGGAAUGAGCA
Cyanistes caeruleus (blue tit) is the source of this 1212-nucleotide messenger RNA. The record is from RefSeq and is a predicted model, not a curated record. Lineage: Eukaryota; Metazoa; Chordata; Aves; Passeriformes; Paridae.